Molecule: messenger RNA, 2346 nt
Organism: Mesorhabditis spiculigera
Lineage: Eukaryota; Metazoa; Nematoda; Chromadorea; Rhabditida; Rhabditidae
Source: the annotation of a GenBank genome assembly
AUGCCCGCUAAAGAUAAUGGGACGAGCAGACGUGACUUCUCGCUGUCGAUCCAGGAGACGAACAAGCUGCGCGCCCAGCUCGGCCUCGCCCCGCUUGAAGAGGACACAGGUCCGAAAGCAGACAACUGGGGAGACAAGAAGCGCGACGACGCCAUCAAGGAGAAAAUCGAGGUGGCGAAGAAGAAGCGAGAGGUCUACUCAAAAGUGCUCAAAUCAAGAGGGCUCGCUGAUGAUAGCUCGGAUGACGAGGCUUCGGGAUGGGUGACAAAACAGCGACAGCUUGAUGAAGAGAAAAAGAAGGCGGAAGAGAGGGCGAAGGCGCUCGACGCGCUGGACGAGGAGCUCGCCGAUUCCGGCGCUAUUGAGGGCCAGAGCAAGAAAAAGAAGACGGGCAAGAAGAAGCCAGCGGGCAACGCGAUGACGGGCGGCCUGACCAUCGGCCACAGCAAAGACGAAUUCCUCUCCGGCCAGGAGCAGAUUCUCGUCCUCGAGGACAAGGGCGUUCUCGACGACGGCGAGGAGGUGCUCGUCAACCCGAACAUUGUCGACAAGGAGCGCACGACGCGAAAUGUCGACCUGAAGAAGAAGAGAGGCGCCAGAGAGUAUGGAGACGACUUGGACGAGUUCGGAAAUCCAAAAGAGGGCAUGCUGUCGAAAUAUGAUGAGAUGGACGGGCCGGAGAGGACGACGUUUCGAUUGGAUGAUAGGGGAGAGGUGGACAUCGAGAAAGAGAAGGAAGAACGCGAAAUGCGCCAACGUCUCCUGAUGGCCGGCAAGAUUCUCGUCAACCUCGACGACAGCAACAAGUUCACCCGCGCCUCCGAAUUCUACACCCAAGAGGAGAUGAUCUCUUUCCGGAAAGUGAAGAAGGAGAAGAAGGAAAAGAAGCUGCGAAAGAGGGGAGGCAAAGAGAAGGGCGGCAUGCUGAAGGCUGAUGAUCUCGUCCCUGUUGAACCUGCUGGAGGCGCUGAUCGCGGCAGCAGGUCCCGCCGCCGUCAUGGCAGCGACGACGAGGAGCAGAUGGACACUUCUGUCGUCAAGAAGGAGCCAAAGCGAGAGGCGAGAGAUGGAGAGGAUGGAGAGAUCGAGACAGAGAUGCCAGACGGAGCAACGGGGAAAUGGAAGAGGACACAGCAACAACAAGUCGAUAUUGAUGCCCUGAAGAGGAUUGUCGAGAGGGAAAUGGCUGAGGAGGAUGAUGAGAGUGAUGACGACAUAAUUCCCGGGAUCAACCUGGACGACGUGCUGAUCGACGAUGAUGCGGAGGAUGAGCUUCAGUCGAUGCUCGAGAAGGCCAGACGAUUGAAACAACAGCCAACAAGGACGGCUGGUGCUCGGGAUAUCAAGGUCGAAGUCAAGGAGGAACCGAUGGAGGAGGGAGAGCAGCAGAUGCAGGCAGACGACGAUGACGGCCUCGUGCUCAUCGAUUCGACCAUGGAAUAUUGCCGCAAUAUCGGAGAGAUCAGAACCCAUGGCAUUGCCGGGAAUAGAGAUGACGCCAUCGACUAUGAGGAAGAUGAGAGGGAGGCGGAAGAGCCGCAGAGAGAGGAGGACGAGGCCGAGAAGAAACCCGACCCACUGAUGGCACAGAAGGCUGAGGACGAGGAGAUCAAGAGGAUUCGAGCCCUGAAGGAGAAGAAGCGUCGCCAGGCGGCUGCUGCCAAGGAAUCGCGUGGAGGUUGGAUGGAGCCGACGAGCACCUCGGCCCUCGACGCCGAGGAUGAAGCCGCCCUGCGCGACGUCAAGGGGGAGUGGCACGGGUCAGAAUCUGAGGGCGAGGCUGAUGAUGAGGAUCGGGAAGAGGAGGACGUGCUCGGAGGGGAAAUUGACGCCACGAAGGGAGUCGGCGCCAUGCUGAAGCUCGCUUCCAAGAAAGGCUACCUGACCGACAUGGGCCGCUCGAAGACGUCCGGCGAGAAUCUCGACCAUCUCAAGAGUCGCAACUUCUCCAAGGUCGACAGCGGCAGAUUCGACAUAGACGAGAAGUACACGAAGAAGCUGGAAAAGAUGGGCACCACCGGAAGGGGACCGACGAUGGAAUUCUGCGAAAAGAAAGGAUACAAGCCAGAAGUCGACAUCAGCUAUGUCGAUAAUAAGGGCCGAGAGCUCGAGUCGAAGGACGCCUUCCGGCAGCUCUCGUGGAAAUUCCACGGCAAAAUGCCGGGCAAGAAGCAGCAGGAGAAGCGUGCUCGACAAAUCGAUCAGAAGGAGCUGCUCAAGAACUAUCAAAGCAGUUCGGAUACUCCCCUCGGAACAUUGGCCCGCCAGAGGAAGAAGCAGGAACAACUCCAGACGCCCUAUCUCGUCCUUUCCGGCAAUGUCAAUCAUGCCCACUUCAAGAAGGAA